GUAUAAUUGUAUUUUAGAAUCUGAGGUGCGUCGAAAAUUUAAUAAUUUUGAUUGGAAUCAUAUUUCGGGUCAUUUGAGAAUGUGUAAAGAAUAUGAAGAGUUGUAUAAACAAAAAAUCCAAUCGAAAAAACUUAAUCCUGAAACUGAAAAAAAAAUUAAAAAUUUGGAAGAGGUGCUAGAUGUGAUGAAUAUCGUAUUGAUACGUGGAAAGGUUAUAAUGGAAUUGGAAAUGUUAGCGAAAGAGGAAGAAAAAUUAGAUUGGUUUUCUACUUGGUUAGGUAUACAAGAAAAACCAAAGCGCUUAGACAUAGCUGCCAUGAUACGUACAAUGACCCCUGCAGAAAAAAAGCGUUUCUACGAAGACAUAGAUUAUAAUGAGAAUGUACCUGACCCAACUCAACCGAAGAACUAUGAAGACAUUUCCGGCAACUUUCUCUUAGAAAAGUUUGUAAUAAAACUGUACAACAUGAACCACAACAUUUUGCUGGCAAAAUUUUUGGACGUAAAGUUGAACUUGGUUAUGCGUUCAUCAGCAAAUGCAUUAGCCGUAAACGCAAAGAUAAACGCAAUAUUAAUAACUGGAUUAAAUCAAGGUGUUUACAAAGAACCAACAUUAAUGUCAUGUAAUCCCGCCGAAGACGGUGCCCUAUGCAGUGUUUCCUUUGAAACAAAUCCCCUGAACUCUAAAUUUCCACUUAAACUAUACGCAUCCAUAAAACCAAGUACAGUAAUAUACGAUGCUGUUACUAUUAAUACUCUUAUGGAUUUUGUUACUAUCCCUCGUUCUUCAACACUUCAACAAUUGUCAGAUGUGGCAUCUUUCGAUAAUGUAAAAUACCAAUCAUCUGCUAAAAUACAAUACGCAAUUGAUAAUCACAGCCAAAUCGAUUUGGUAAUCGAUUUAUACGCUCCAUAUGUGAUUAUACCAUAUGCCGGACAUUACAGCGGAACAGAAAAUGUAAUAGCAAUUAAUUUGGGACGUGUGAAGUUCGUUUCAAUUGCAGCAGAAAAAUCGGCCAUAAAAGAAAAGCAACGAAAAUAUACCCAAGAAGAGUUACUAGAAGCCCUCAAAGCGGAAAGUUAUGAUAAAUUUAUGUUGAGUUUUUCCGAUUUCCAAGUGCUAUUGGUGCCUGGAUACGAAGAUUGGUUACCUAUAUUGAAAAAAUCCCCAAAAACAAAGUACCACGUUCUUUAUCCAAUGAAUUUGGACAUGGAAUUGUAUAUUUGUUUAGUUGAUUUUGAUCCAAGAUUACCAAAAUGUAAAAUAGAGGGUGCUUUAUCAUCUAUAUCGUUAAAUAUAACUGAUUAUCAACUUGUUUUAACACUUGGCUUAAUUAAGAGUAUUCCUUUUCCUCAAACGGAAGAAACUGCUCCAAUCCGUGUCUCAAAGGAUAAUUUUGAAGAUUUAAAUGUUGUACGCCCAAGCUCACGUUACUUGAAUGUGGAUUAUAAAGCAAUGGAAUCAGCUAUUGAAGCCAAGGUGAAAAAUAAACCAGGUGUACCCGCCCCACAACAUACAAGUUUGGACUUUGACUUUUUAUUUGGCGAACUAAGUGUUAACAUUAAACAUCAAGAAUAUGGUCAAAGCCCAAUUCAAGACGUAGCAAGGAUAUCUUUAAAAUCAUUAGCGGCUAUUUUUAAAGUUCAAACAUACGCACAAGUGAUUAACUUAGAGUUGGAAAAUUUUGCUUUUAAUACAUACCAUAAAAACUUUGAAGUUCCGAUAGUAGUUACGUCGGGAACAUUCAUAAAUGAUAAAGUAUUUGAAAUUAAAUUUUUAAAGGUUGAUAAAAAGUCACCAGAUUUUGCGUCUACUUUUAAAAGCACCGAAACCUUGUUAAGUAUUGAAGUUGAUGUAGUAAAAAUAAAAUUACACCAAGAAAUCCUACAAAGUUUAGUAAAAUAUGUAAAUGAUUUACAAAUCCAAUGUGACGAAGUACUUCGAGAUGAUAAACCUGUUAGACUAAGAGCCAGUUCAUCAUCUGUGAAGAUGGCAAGGAAAUCACUAAACAAAAUGCUUUCUGCUUCGCAGGCACAUAUUGAUUAUAAAAAAUCAAGAAUAUCGUUUCGUGGAUCGGAUACUCCAAAUAUUUUAGUGAAAUUGGAGGCAUCACUACAGGAGUUUCAAGUCACCUUAGCAUCUGAUUUUGGUGAUAUUACAUCUCUGACAGUUAAUAAUGUUGUGGCUCAAAUAAUUAUUAAAGAACCCUAUACUCAAGUCAAUGCUACUUUGAAAAACAUUGACAUAAAAGAUUUAUCGCCACAUACUAAAUAUUUCCAGAUUAUCAAAGUUUUAUCAGACGAAGUAAUAAAUUUCAACUUAUUUCUUUACGACAAACUAAUCGAUACAUCUCGACGUGAAGAUAUGGCUGCUUCAGUUUCCAUUGGUCACAUGGAAAUCGUAUUUCUGAAUUUUUACGUAGCGAGAGUACUGGAUUUUGUUAAUAAAUUUACACAAGCCAGAGACGCGAUAAUCGAAGCUUCUAAAGCAGCUGCCGACAAAGCGAAACAAAACGUAGCCAGUAUGUACGAAAAUGCGACUCAGAUGUUGAUUACCGUUGAUUUAAAAGCACCCAAAGUAAUCAUUCCGGAAAAGUCGUAUAGUUUUUACGGUCUUCAGUGUGAUUUGGGAAAUUUAACGAUAAAAAAUAAAUUUUUGGACUUGAAUAUAAUAAAUGAAAAUACCGGAAGCAAUGUUGUUAUUGAUGAAAUUGUUUUGAGAUUGUCUAAUACACAAGUAUUCAGAAUUGAGAGUAAUAAGGACUUAAACAUACGUCAUAGUAUAAUUAUUGUAGAGCCGGUUAAUUUUAACUUGAAGCUUAAUAGAAAUCUUUCGGCUUCUUGGUAUAAAUCUAUACCUGACAUUCAGGUCAAAGGACAUUUCGAAACAAUUCAGGUCGUAUUAGGACAAGCGGAUUAUGGUGUUGUUAUGGUUACACUUAUUGGAAAUUUAGAAGAAGGAAGCCCACAGUCAGCAGUUGCAACUUCAGAAAUUAAACCAAUUCGUGAAAUACCGUCCGUUAUUGCUGAAACUGCGUGUAGUAAACCAGAUGAUUCGAGUAGUGCUGAUAUUUCAAUUUUUAUUAAAUUUAGCUUGAUUAUGACGAACUUUAGUAUUAAAUUACUUUCUACUGAUGAUUAUCUAAAGAAUCCCCGAUCUUUUAAAACUGCUCGAAGUAAAUUUGCAACGGUAUCCUUUGAGGAUUUUUGUAUUAAAGGUCGGAUGAUGAGUGACGGAGUCCUUUAUGCAUCAAUUGUACUUGUUGAUUGCGUACUAACAGACACAAGAAUUGGAAGAGAAGGCGCGGUAAAUAAGAUGUUUUCAAAAACUUUCCACGCUGAUAUAGAUUCCACUGAUGCUGGUUAUAAAAGUAUGGUAGACAUUAUUUAUCAAAAGAAAGAAGAUCAUACAUAUAUCGAUUUAAAAAUAUCAGAAUUUGAUCUGAUAUUGUCUAUGGAAUUUCUACUGACGCUUCUAACCUUUCUUUCGUCGGUGAAUGAGGAUUAUAGCGAUGCAAACAACACACUGAUGCAAAAUGUUAAUGCUUCAACAACUAAAAUUACAAAAUCACUUAAUCAAAUUGAAGCUGAAAAUGUUGAAUAUUCAACAUAUAAUGUGAAAAUUGAGAAACCUGACAUAGUUUUGGUGGAAAAUCUAAAUAAUAUCAACACAAGCGCUAUUAUUAUCAACUUCGAAUUUUUGGUGAAACAAUGCACGCACGAGAAUAGAAAAGUUAUAAACGGUAUAGUUAAAGAUAUUCAAAUGUACACAUGCUGUUAUAACCCAACUGAAAGGGAGAAAACGAAAAAUCAUUUAAUGUUACCGUUUACAGUUAAUAUCGCAGGCGUCACACCGGAAGACAAAGGUUUACAUGCUGAGGUUUGCUUAACUGAAAUUCGUAUAAAAAUUUCACUCGCAACGAUACAAUUAUUAAAUCGCGCCUACGCAGCAAUGUUUUUAACUGAACAUGAUUCAAAAAUGGAUGGUGAUAACUUUACGAACUUGUAUAAUUUAUGGGAACCUAAACCGUACAAUGAAAAACAAUAUUGGUUCUUUAAAACAAAUGAUACAGAAGAUUCUAUAGAAUACAUUCGUGGUGCAUUAAAUCCAGUUUCUUUUGAGGGGAGAAAAUAUGAAAUGUGUAUAAUAAGAUUACCCAGUUUUAUUGUAACUCUAGAAAUAGGAGAUGGUAACGCGGCAAUGCCUGUAGUAAUGUUACAAUCUAGUUUCGAAGGAAAUGCUCGAGAUUGGAGCACAGAUAUGGUUAUUGAUUCAACUGUAACCGUACAAAUAGUUUAUUACAACAGUAAUAUCGCUGUAUGGGAACCUUUAAUUGAACCUGUUGGUAUUUUCACUGAUAACGGCACAUUAUAUCAGCCAUGGGAAUUAAAAUUGUAUGUUUGUAUGAAUAACGAAAACGGUUCAAGUACUCAAUUGGCACAAGAAGGCGAAGAAAUACAAUUGUCUGGUAUACCGAAGAUAUCUGUUGGCUUUUCAUCAAAUUCGAAUUUAGAAAUAACCGUAUCUAAAGCUACUUUGGAAGCCUUCUCGAAUUUGGGUCAAGCCUUUGCUGAUGAGGCCGAUUUAAAUGCAUUUAAACCAUCACAACGUGAUAAUCCUCCGUAUAAAAUUAUUAAUAGAUCUGGUUUAACGGUGAAAAUUGAUUGUAAUCACAGUAAAUUUCAUGUUUAUCAACAAGCUGGGGAAAAAUCAAUUAUUAUGGAGCAUGGAGUCGAAGUAAUUUUACAACAUAAAGAAAUAGAACGACAAGAUUAUUCUGUAAACCAAAUUUUUCAAAACGCAAAUAUUCCUGAUAAGAAGCUGUAUAUAACGGUGCUUCAAAUGCAAUGGGAAAUUGAGUUAAAUUUAACUAGGCCCGAUACAAGAUUUUUUUCUUUAAAUUAUCGAGAUAAUAGGGAUAUUUGGGGUAUAGUAGUAACUAUGGUAAUAGAACAAAGUACUUUUAAAGUAAUUCUUAGCAGCAUUGUCAAGAUUUACAAUCAUCUACAUCUACCAAUUAACGUUUAUUGUAUAACUCCUAAUGAACAGGAGAAAGAAUUUGUUGGUUCUAUAGAACCAGAAGAAACAUUUUAUGUUCCGGUUAAUGCCGUUUAUACACCUACAUGCGAAUUGUUUUUUUCAAUUCAAAAAUAUUCUGUAACUACUCAACCAUUUGUUUGGAAACAUCUAUAUUUGAAAGUAAAUCAAAUUCAAUUGUUACAAUGUUCACCAACAACGCUAUUAGGACAUUCGGAGCCAUUUGUAAUCAAGACAAUAAGUAAUAUUGAACAAAUUUACAAUGAAAAUACAGUUAAACGUACUAUGAAUAGUAUUUUAUGUAACAUACACAUUCAUCCUUCAGUAUUAUUUCGAAAUUAUCUUCCAUACAAAGUUUCCAUAACCGUGCAAAACAUUGAUGAUGAAUUUUUAGUUGAACCGGGUUGUACUUUACCCAUAACGAAUGGGAUUCCAGGUGCUUCAUACCUAGUGGUUACAAUACCAAACUAUUUGGAUAAAGGGUGGACUUGUAUUCAACAUAUUCCAGCAAGUCCACCUCACUUUUCAGUGUGGACAUUCCACUGCUACGAUAGUACAUUAAACGUCGUUUUAAAUUUGGGUCUACAUUGCGUGGAGGACAAAGGUCCACUAUUAAUGACACUUUAUUGUCCGUUUUGGAUGUUAAAUAAAUCUAAACUAAAUAUAGCCUAUAAGACUUGCCUCGAAAAUUUUAAUGUUAUUCACCAUCCAGCUAAUUUUAAAGGACCAAUACUGUUUACAUUUAGUGCAAAAAAUUAUUUUAUUGCAAAAAAAACUGCGAUAAGGAUUGAAUACGGUGGGGAAUGGUCGGAUAAAUUUUCAAUAGAUGUUGCUGGAUCUUCAGGUGUUAUAAUUUGUAAAUAUGAUUUCAAAUUUUAUCAGUUUGGUAUUAACAUCGAGCUUGCUAAUAAUGGUUUAACCAAACAAGUCACAUUCACACCUUAUUACGUUCUCAUUAAUAAAUCUCCAUUUCCACUUGAGUGCCAGGAGCACAAUCGACCUAGAGAUGCAUGGACAAUUGUAAAUCCCAACAGUUGUGCUGCUUUAUGGCCUGUUGGCGAUUUUGAUGACAAACUUUUACGAAUGCGAGUUGUUGGCACAAGUGCAGUAUCUCCACCAUUUUAUAUCUCUGAUAGUCAUAACACCGUACUAAAACUUGCUAAUAAGUAUGGUGGAAUUCACGUUGAUGUACAAAUUACUGAAGGUGCUGUUUAUAUUACAUUUGCUAAAUAUGAACCAGGAAUGGCAAUAGCUCUCAUUAUUAAUAACACAAGGAAUACAUUAAAUAUUUGGGAAAAGGAUACUGUUCAAUUACUCAAAUUAAAUCCUGGUCAUCAAAUGCUUUAUUCAUGGUCAAAUCCAUCGAAAACGAGGGUUAUAUGUUGGGAAGCCGGUUAUAAAAGAGAAAUCCAAGAUGAUUUAAGAAAAGAUGGUUAUGGUGAUUAUGAAAUAGCCGAAAAUAACCAUGUAUAUUGGACUUCCUUUCUCGAUGGAAUGCAACGCACUCUUUUAUUCACCUGUAAUAAGAAAGUGGCUAGAAACGCACAAUGUGCAGAUAUUUUUGCAAACAUUGAUCAAGAAGUAACGUUCUCAAUUUUCGGACUUGGUCUUUCCAUAGUAAAUAAUAAUUUAAAAAAAGAAAUAAUGUAUAUUGCUUUUGCUAACAGUGGCGUUAUUUGGGAGACUUGCAAACACGGCUCGUAUCGUUAUAAACAGAUGUCAUCUAAGGAAAGUGCCGCAAUAGAGGCUGCUUAUAAACAAUAUUUGUGCAUGAAAAGUAUUGAGCCGAGGAAAGGGAGGAUGGUCGUCGAUUUAGAAACUGAAGUGAACUUUGAAACUCUUAGAAUGUUAAAACCACGCUCGAGAAAAAUUCGGAGGACAUUUCUGCAUGGAUUAUGGUUUCAAAUGUCAACAAAUCCUUAUAUGUUACAGUUUCAUGCUAAAAUCAAUAGGAUUCAAAUUGAUAAUCAAUCUUAUGGUUGUAUGUUUCCAGUUGUGUUGGCUCCUGUAUCACUACCGAAAAGUGUUGCUGGAACUGAUAUACACAAACCCUUUGCUGAGUUAAGUAUAAUGCAAAGGUUAAUCAAACACAGUCAAAUAAAACAAUUUAAAUAUUUUAAAUUGUUUAUACAAGAAUUUGACAUAAAUGUGGAACUUGGUUUUAUUAUGGCUGUCUCAGAGGUAUUUCAAGCAUCUGAAGAUACUUUAGACAAACAGAAAGCGUAUUUUUUACUUGAUGCCGACUUAGUAAAUAAGCCUUUAUAUCAACACGUGUCCCAUCAAUCUCAACAUGAACAAAAAAGCUUUUAUGAUUUAUUGCAUUUUUCACCGUUGAAAAUCCACAUGAGUUUUUCAUUGGGUAGUGCAGGUGGUGCUCAUUUAUCACCAAAUGUUGUUAGCGUUUUGUUGCAAUCCGUUGGUGUUACUUUGACUGAUAUGCAAGGCGUUAUAUUUAGAAUUGCUUACUUUGAAAGAGAAUAUAUGUUUUUAACUCAAAAACAAUUGAUUGGCGAAGCUGUUAGUCAUUACGUUAAACAGGCUGUAAAACAACUCUAUGCGCUUCUAUUAGGAUUAGAUGUCCUUGGAAAUCCUUAUGGUUUCGUGCUUGGAAUUACGAAAGGUGUUGAGGAUUUAUUUUAUGAACCAUUCCAGGGAGCUAUUCAAGGUCCGGGGGAAUUUGCUGAAGGUCUCGCUCUUGGGGUACGCAGUUUUUUCAGUUAUACAAUCGGCGGAGCAGCCGGUGCAGUAGCUCGAAUCACCGGUGCUAUGGGUAAAGGAGUUGCUGCGUUAACAUUUGAUAAGGAAUUUCAACGUAAACGAAGAGAUGCCCUCGCUCGAAAAGCAACCGUGUCUGAAGGAAUUGCAACAUCCGGAAAAGGACUAUUCUUGGGAGUAUUUCAUGGUGUAACGGGUAUUAUCAUAAAACCGAUAUCCGGUGCUAAACAAAAAGGAAUUGGUGGAUUCUUUCAAGGAUUAGGAAAAGGAACUGUGGGCUUGGUUGCUCGACCAACAACUGGGGUAAUCGAUUUUGUAAGUGGUUCUUUGAAUACAGUUAAACGAGUAACCGACUUAACAGCGCAAGAAGUUAAUCGAUUACGCCCAAGUCGAUAUAUUUAUUUUGAUGGUUUAAUUAGACCUUAUAACGAAAGAGAAGCGAUUGGAAACAAGAUUCUUAUUGAAUUGGAAAAAGGAAAAUUUGCAUUAACUGAUAUGUAUCUUCACCACUUUUCCAUUGUUGGUAAAAAACAAAUACUAAUGCUUACUGAUCAAAGAUUAUUGUAUAUUAAACACAAUGAUAUUUUUGGCAUUUGGCAAGCAGAGUGGUCUUAUACAUGGGAUGAGAUCAGCAUGCCACCAAAGGUAGUACCAAAAGGAGUGUUGGUAAUGUCUUCUGAUCAAAAGAAGAAAAAAAAAUUGUUUUCUCGAGCAGAUCUCGGUAAAACAAUAGUGAUUCCUGAUGCUAACUUUGCAGAGUUUAUUUGUUUAGUAAUAAUUGAGGUGCACAGUACACAUUAUUCCUAAAAAAUGAUGGAAGUGUGUAUCACAUUUCUAAACGUUUUUAUAUUUGUAAACACUUUAGUUUUUUAAACUUGUUACUUUGUUUAAUAA
Onthophagus taurus is the source of this 8647-nucleotide messenger RNA. Lineage: Eukaryota; Metazoa; Arthropoda; Insecta; Coleoptera; Scarabaeidae. The record is from RefSeq and is a predicted model, not a curated record.